CUGAAUCUAUAUUCUCAAGGCAUCACAAAUAUGACGAAAGGAGUGUUCUCCGGGCUGCAGGGGCUGCAGAGUCUAUCUCUUGGCGCCAACGAGCUGACGAGCCUCCCUGAGGGGGUGUUUUCUGGUCUAGAGGGGCUGCAGUAUCUAGAUCUUUCCGGCAACGAGCUGACGAGCCUCCCUGAGGGAGUGUUCUCCGGGCUGUCAGGGCUGCAGGGUCUAUCUCUUGGCAACGUGCUGACGAGCCUCCCUGAGGGGGUGUUCUCCGAGCUGUCAGGACUGCAGUGGCUAAAUCUUUGGAACACCCAGCUGACGAGCCUCCCUGAGGGAGUGUUCUCCGGGCUGCAGGGGCUGCAGGGUCUAUCUCUCGUCGGCAACGUGCUGACGAGCCUCCCUGAGGGGGUGUUCUCCGGGCUGUCAGGACUGCAGUGGCUAGAGCUUUGGGACACCCAGCUGACGAGCCUCCCAGUAGGAGUGUUCUCCGGGCUGUCAGGGCUGCAGGGUCUAUAUCUCGGCGGCAACGAGCUGACGAGCCUCCCUGAGGGGGUGUUCUCCGGGCUGUCAGGACUGCGGUCGCUAGAGCUUUCUCACAACCAGCUGACGAGCCUCCCUGAGGGGGUGUUCUCCGGGCUGUCAGGGCUGCAGGGUCUAUAUCUUUCUCACACCCAGCUGACGAGCCUCCCUGAGGGGGUAUUCUCCGGGCUGUCAGGACUGAAGUAUCUAUAUCUUUCUCACAACCAGCUGACGAGCCUCCCUGAGGGGGUGUUCUCCGGGCUGUCAGGACUGCAGUAUCUAGAUCUUCAGUACAACCAGUUAACAUGCAUUCCCUCCCAAGCCUUUUCUGAUUCAAAUGAUCUCAUCAAUGUAUGGCUGCAAAACAAUCACUUGACUUGCUACCACGCAUCAUGG
Molecule: messenger RNA, 906 nt
Organism: Guillardia theta CCMP2712
Lineage: Eukaryota; Cryptophyceae; Pyrenomonadales; Geminigeraceae
Exons: 1
Cellular component (GO): plasma membrane
Molecular function (GO): protein binding
Source: RefSeq, a predicted model, not a curated record